AUGAGAAAGACCUUGAAGUUAUUUUGUAUCUCUGGGUUCCUCUUUUCUUCUAGGACAUUAUGCAAGUUGGAAAAUUAUUUAAAAAAUGAAUAUGAGAAAGAAAAUUCUUUUAAUAUAAUAAAUAAUAAAGUAGAAAAGGAAUAUGAUAGUAGAACGAAUAAUAAUGUAAAUAUUGAUAGGUCAUCAGAUGGAAGGUUGGAAUUGCUUGAAGUAAAAGAAGAAGCUUUAUUGAAUGAUAAAAAUAUACAGGAACAAGAGGCAGAGAAUAAUAUAAAUUUUGAAGAAAAAAUUUUACAUAAAAAUGUUUAUGAAUUAAAUAAAGAAAGAAUAGAAAAAGAAGGAUUAUAUAAACCAAAUACUAUUAAGAAUAUAGAAGAUGAAUCUUUAUAUAAAAAGGGUAAGUUAAAUUUUUUAUAUGAAUAUGGUAUGGAAUUACUUAAUAUAAAUAAGGUACGUAUGAAUAAAAUGAAUAAUUCUAGAAGUUUAGGUGAUAGUAAUAUGUCGUUUUUAGAUAUAUCAAAUAAUAACAAUAAAAAUAAAAAUAACAAUAUGAAUAAUUUGAAUUCAUUGUCUUUUGUGGAUAUGAAAUCUGUACAUAGAUGUAUAACAAAGAGAAAAAAAGGAGAAAAAGAUUGGGCAUGUAAUGAUAAAAAUACAAAGGAACCAAAUAUAUGUGUUUCAGAUAGAAGAGUACAAUUAUGUACAGGUAAUUUAGUUGAUCUUUCUAUUGAUGAAUCUACUAAAGAAAAAUUUAAAGAGAAACUUAUUAUAGCAGCAAAAAGAGAAGGGACUCUAUUAUUUGAAAAAUUUGGUAAGGAAUAUACUGCAGAAUUUUGUCUUAAUUUAAAAUGGAGUUAUAGUGAUUAUGGAGAUAUUAUAAAAGGUACUGACAUGGAAGGAGUUGGUAGAUCAAUUAAAGUAGAGUUUGAAAUAGAUAGAAUAUUUAAAAGUGACCAAGAAAAAUCUAAGGAAAAUAGGAAAAAAUGGUGGGAUGAAAUUAGUGUAGAUAUAUGGAAUGCUAUGAUAGAAGAACAUAAAGGAAAGUUACCAAAAGAAAUAAAAGAAUGUUCAGAAAACAAACCUUCCGAUGAACCACAAAUUAAUAGAUGGUUAAUGGAAUGGGCUUAUGAUACAGAUUAUCAUAAAGAUAAAUGGUAUAAGAAAUUAGAUGACCCUAAUAGUAAAUGUAACAGCGUUUGCCCAAAAGAACAAGUUUGUAAAUCUGAAUGUACAAAAUAUAAAACAUGGGUUAAUAAAAAAAAUAGCGAUUUCACAAUAUUAUCAGCAACUUAUGUAAAAUAUAAUAAAACUAAUUUAUCAUAUAAAACUGCAUUUGAAUAUUUACAACAUAAAUGGGAUAAAUAUAAUGAAUUAAAUUUUGGUAGUAUAUUUGAUCAGUUGAAUGCUAAAUAUUAUAAUAAAUGUGUUUGUCAAAAUAGUAGGUUGGAAAAUAAUGCUUUAUUUGUAAAAAUAGAAAAUAUAUGUAAAAAUAAAGAACUUAAAUCUAUAUAUGGACAAUUAUAUUGUAAAGAAAAAGGAGAUGAUAAAAUAUGGCAAUGUGUAAAUGAAAAUAUAAAAGAUUUUCCAGAUGUAUGUGGUCCACCAAGAAGACAACAAUUAUGUUUAGGAAAUUUAGAUAAGGAUCAAUUUAAAAAUGUUAGUGAUUUGCGUGUAUUUUUGAAUGAAAUUAUUUUAGGUAUUAAAGAUGAAGGCAAAUAUUUAAUAGAAAAAUAUAGAAGAAAUAUGCAUGAGAAUAAAUAUCUUGAUAACAGGGCAUGUAAAUAUUUAAAUUACAGUUUUGAUGAUUACAAAAAUAUUAUACUUGGUAAAGAUAUGUGGAGAGAUCCCAAUUCAAUAAAAACAGAAAAUAUUUUGAAAGGAAAUUUUGAAGCAAUAAAAGCAAAUAUUGUUCGUAAGUAUCCAGGUUAUGCCGAUUUGUCUCUUGAUGAAUUUCGUAAACAUUGGUGGGAUCAAAAUAAAAGUCAAUUAUGGGAAGCUAUAUCAUGUGAGUUUUAUACUAAUAAUCAUAUAGGAGUAUGUUUAAUGGAAGACGAUGAUGAUAAUCAAUACUUACAUUGGUUUAGAGAAUGGAAGAAUGAUUUUUGUAUUGAAAAACCUAAAUGGAAUAAUGUAAUAAAGGAACCAUGUAUAAACAGAGUAAUUAAAGUUAUAAGAAAAAUGGAUAAUGCACAUGAUGUAGAUGCAGUAUGUAAAAGGUCUUGUACAGAUUAUGAUGAUUGGAUAAUUAAUAAGUUAAAGGAAUAUAAGAAGCAAUCAAGUAAAUAUAAAAGAGAUAGAUCAUUAUAUAACGAUGUUAUAAAAAAUUUGAAACCUUGGGAAUAUUUAUCUAUGAAAUGUACUGAAUGUACUUGUGAUCUUGAUACUGAAACGUUUGUGUAUCCAUAUAAGGGUUAUGAAAAUAAAUGCUCAAGUAUUGUUAAACCAUAUGAUCCUAAAGAUAUAGAGGAUGAACAAUUCAAUAAUCCAUCUAUGAAAGUAAAGCCAGAGAAUGCACCUUCCAAAGAUGUAACAGAAAGAGAGGCACCUGGUGUAGAUGUCUUAUCUAUAAAAGAAACCGUACAUUUAGAACCUUUUAAACCAAAUGAUGUAGAUCAUAUUAGUGAUGCAGCUGUAGGAAGGAAUACUAAAGAGGGUGGAAGUAGUCCAAGAGGUGAAAGUGAUAUCGUACAUACAAGCACUGAAACACAUACACACCAUGAUGGUGUCUCUGCAUCGUCAUCAAGUUUAGAUAGUAGUUCUAGAAGCGAUGGUUUAUUAUCUGGUGUUGAAGGGGUUGAUGUAGAUCAACAGGAGCUUGGUUCCGAUGAAUUAUUAUCUUCUCAAACAGUAACUCAUGAAGUUACUGAAUCUGAAGGAUCGAUAUUAAAUCAACAUGGAAACGAACCUAGUCAAACACGUGCUCAUUUAGAUGGAGAAUCUGUAUCCAUUGAUAAUACCGAAGACACAGAACAUUCUAGUAUAACACCUCAUGUGACCCAUGAAGCUAAUUCACUUUCUGGAGGUGAAAACCAAGAAACCAUAUUAGGAGAAAGAGAAUCCGUUACUACCUCUUCCUUAGAAGAUGAAUCAAGCACAAUUGACAGACAUUCUGAUAGAACAAAUAUAGGACAAGUGAGUGAUGUAUCUGUUGAUAGUUCAUCUGAAACUGAGAAAGAAAGUAGAAGCGGUUUAGAAACUGAACAAAUGGAGGGUGCAGAAGUAAAUGGAUUAAAUCGUAAUAAUGAUAUGGCUUUGGAAAAUGAUUCAGUAGAGAGAAGAGAAGAUGAAAAUGCAGAUGCAAAAGAACGUUCAGGAGACGGUGCACCAAAUAAAGAACAUUUGAAUGCAUCACAAGGUAAGGAACACAAAUUAGAAAGUUCAGAGAGCCCAGAAAAUUCAAAAAGAGCAGAUAGUGGCUUAGAAAGUCAAUCUAAUAAAUUAAGUAAUACAUCACAUAUGAAUCAUAAUGAUAGAAUAGAAACAACAGGUGAGAGAAGUAUAGACGGUUCACAUAAUGGUUAUGGUCAUGAUAGAUCUGAUAACCCAAGGCACAGAAUGAAUAUAAAUAAUAGAUCUAGACAAGGACCGCUUGAGAGUGAUAUUGUUGUAAGAGGAGAUUAUAUAAAUAAUCAUGAAGGAGAAGAAGAAGAUUCCAAAAGUACUUUAAAUGAUCAUAGAAAUAAUUUAAAUAAUAUGCAUAAUAGAACUUAUAAUAUAGAAGAAUAUAUAUAUAGAGAUGUUAAUAAGGUAGCUCAUGAUAUAAUGAAAUCUUAUAAAAGCAAUGGAUGUACUAAUGAUUUGUCGUCAGCUUAUUGUAGUAAUUUGAAAAAGGAAAGUUUAUCUAAUGUUUGUACUAAUGAAGAUAGUAGAAACAUAUGUUGUUCAAUAUCAGAUUAUUGUAUGAAAUUCUUUAAUUUUAAUUCAAGUGGAUAUUAUAGUUGUAUGAAAAAAGAAUUUGCAAAUCCGGAAUAUAAAUGUUUUGCAAGGAAAGGUUUUUCAAAUAUGUAUUACUUUGCUGGUGGAGGAUUAUUUUUUAUAAUAUUAUUCCUCCUAGGAACAACAAGUUCUAUAGGAAAAUGGUCUGAAGAAAAUGAAUUAAAUGGUACAGCUUUUGAAGAAGCUAAUUUUGAAGACGCUGCUUUCGAAGUAACAACAGGCCAAGAUUCAGGUUUUGAAGAAUAUGGUGAUAAUGCAUAUAGGAUAGGAUUAUUAAUGAACCAAAAAAUUCAGUCAGCUAAAUCUUCAGAUUAUUUAGAAUACCAUAUGGAUAAUUAA
Plasmodium adleri (nom. inval.) is the source of this 4275-nucleotide messenger RNA. RefSeq names its product erythrocyte binding antigen-165, putative. Bases 1 to 4275 code for a protein of 1424 amino acids. The transcript is spliced from 4 exons. Gene Ontology annotation, molecular function: host cell surface receptor binding. The record is from RefSeq and is a predicted model, not a curated record. Gene Ontology annotation, cellular component: membrane. NCBI's taxonomy places the organism in Eukaryota, Apicomplexa, Aconoidasida, Haemosporida, Plasmodiidae.